Messenger RNA from Conger conger (European conger), 695 nucleotides. RefSeq names its product prolactin (gene prl). Gene Ontology annotation, cellular component: extracellular region. Gene Ontology annotation, biological process: positive regulation of receptor signaling pathway via JAK-STAT; response to nutrient levels; positive regulation of cell population proliferation. The record is from RefSeq and is a predicted model, not a curated record. Lineage: Eukaryota; Metazoa; Chordata; Actinopteri; Anguilliformes; Congridae. The transcript has 5 exons. The coding region runs from base 1 to 630 and encodes 209 amino acids. Gene Ontology annotation, molecular function: hormone activity.
AUGGCUCAGCGCUUCAAAGGAAGCAACCUCUUCUUUACAGCCCUGCUCUGCCUGGCAGGCCAGGGCCUCGCCGUGGGAGUGGGCGACAUGCUGGACAGGGCGUCUCAGCUGUCCGACAAGCUUCACUCCCUCAGCACCUCCCUCACCAACGAGCUGGACACUCAUUUUCCUCCGAUGGGGAAGAUUCUGAUGCCACGCCCAUCCAUGUGCCACACAGCCGGCCUACAAACCCCUCAUGACAAGGACCAGGCGUUACGGGUGCCGGAAUCGGAGCUGUUGUCCCUGGCCCGGGCGCUCCUCCUCUCCUGGAACGAUCCCCUGGUUCUGCUCUCUGCCGAGGCCCCCGCGCUGUCCCAUCCGCACAAUGGCGCCAUCUACAGCAAGACCAGGGAACUGCAGGAUCAGUCGAACAACCUGAGCUCAGGACUGGACAGACUGGUGCACAAGAUCGGCUCCUCCUCCGAGUCUCUCUCUCCCCUCCCCUUCAAAGGCGGCGACUUUGGCGACGACAAGAACUCGCGCCUCAUCAACUUCUACUUCCUGCUGUCCUGCUUCCGCCGAGACUCCCACAAAAUCGACAGCUUUCUGAAGCUCCUCCGCUGCCGGGCGGCCAAGCAGGACCGCUGCUGAACGGAGGCGGGGAACGGUCGCAUUCGGCCCACAGCUCAGCUUACCGCGAGCUCGGCAACUCCAGG